CGGCGGGGCGCGUGCGCGGGGCGCGUCCCCGGGCCCGGACUGGGCGGGAGCGCGCCGAGGGGGUGGGUCGCACAAGCUCCGCUGGCCUGGCGCGCCAUCUGAGCCACUCAGAGCGCCAGGCGGCGGACACCCGGGGGCCCCACAAUUAAUACCCGGCUCUCGCCCGCCGCGCGAGAUUCGUGCACCGGCUGUCCGGGAAGGAGCCGCUAGGUCAGUUCUGAGCCCGCAGAUUACUCUCUUCCAGACACUGAGACCAUCCGAAGCGGUGCAGACUCUGCCCGCGGCCUCCUAGAGAGCGAGCCCGGGCUGAGGACUGUGCUGCGGACCUGGGGUUCAGCGCGAUUGUGCGUACCCCGGACCACGGAGACCUUGUUGCAGGCGCCGAGCGGCAGGUGGGCGAAAGCAGCUGCGCAGAAGCUAAGAGAGGGUGAGUAGGGUCGGGAAGUUGGGGUCCCAGAGGACGUUCUUCUGGUCUGGACCAGGCCCUCGCGCCGAGAUGUUCUCUCAACCGGACCCUUAAGUUGCACUGUGGACCUGCGGGAGGCUGAGAGGGAGUUCAGGUGGAUAACGUGGAAGACCAGAAAGCCGAACAGCCAGUGAUGAGGGUAUCUUCAUCUGGAGCCAUGAUUUAACUGUUCAGAUUUCAACAAGAAAAACUUAAGCUUCAUUGGAUUCCCACACCAAAGAAAAGCUGACAGCUUUCAGAAAGAGUUUUGCUUUGACGAUAAAGAAGAGCCUGCCAACCACAGGAGAGGCCUUGAUACCAAGUGUUUAGCUGCACUCCCUAAAGUUGCAGAAUUAAGAAAAAUCUUCGAACCAAAGAGAAAAGACUUUUUAGAGAUGAAAAGGAAAGAAAGAAUUGCCAGGCGCUUAGAAGGAAUAGAAAAUGACCCCCAGCCCAUCCUGUUGCAGAGCUGCACAGGGCUGGUGACUCAUCGCCUGCUGGAGGAAGACACACCCAGAUACAUGCGCGCCACGGACCCUGCCAGUCCACACACUGGGCGAUCUAAUGAAGAGGAAGACACUCCUGGGUCUUCCUUGGAAAAGCAAACUCCAUCUAAAUACUGCACAGAAACCUCGGGCAUCCAUAUUUCGGGCUCCAUGGACGUCCACAGUCUGGAGUCCAAAGCAGAAAGGAUUGCGCGGUACAAAGCAGAGAGGAGGCGACAGCUGGCGGAAAAGUAUGGGCUGACUCUGGACCCCGAAGCUGACUCCGAAUACUUGUCUCGAUAUGCCAAGUCUCGGAAGGACACAGAUGCAGGUGAGAGACGAGGAAAAGGUGACAAACAGGAAGAACCAAGCAAGGGUACCAGUUCCUUGCACUCCAGGGCAGAGCUAGGGCCCAGGACCAGCUUGGUAGAAUCCCAGGACUGUGCCCCUCUGGGGAGCAACAUGUCUGACCAGGAACUGCUGCUCAACUUGGAGAACCAACGGCGAGGCCAAGAGCCCUCGCUGGCAGAAGAUGGUUCCCCUGCCUUCUUUUCUGAGCGAGGCACCUCCUUCCCUGAAGUGCCAAGGUCCCCAAAGCAGAUGUCCAGCUCACCACUGCAGCAGCCAGCCUCCCCGAGCCACCCCGGUGACCCAGCCCUGCCCACGGAGGCCCGAGCCAGUACAGGGAAGGCCACCCAUGAGUGGUUUCUGCAGAAAGAUGCCGAAGGGGAUACACCUUCUCUUAUCAACUGGCCUUCCAGAGUUAAAGUUAGAGAAAAAAUGGUGAAAGAGGAGAGUGCUCGCAGCAGCCCUGAACUCACCUCAGAGUCCUUACCUCAGAGGAGACAGCAGCCAGGACCUGCGCAUUUCCUGUCUAUCCAGUCAGAAAGCUCCGCCUUUGAUAGGGUCACCAGCAGGGUAGUGAGCUCACUGCAGCCCAGCCGGAGCUGUGUCCUGCCAGCUGACCCUGUUCAUGCCAUCAAGAUGGUGACCGUGGGCACCCCAAAAAGUGCAUCUGAAUGCAGCUGGGUGGGGCCAGGCACCCCAAAUGUCAUAAAAUCUACCACCUUGAAGAUUCUAGAAGGUGAGUCGAGGGAUGCUCCAGGGCUCCAUAUUUGUGAACCAGAAGCAGAUGUGUUCCCAGUGGAUAAUCUGGAGAAGAGCCCCAAAUCACUCUUGACCUUGGAAGAUGACAAGCUGGCCAGAGGCCACAAGGGCCCCUCUGGUAAUGAAGAUGAGCCCACGGUUCACUCCAUCACCGUAGAACCUGAGAGGGAGAGGCAAGCUCAACAUCAGCCUACUCAGAGAAUUGGCCGGAGUGAAAUGAUUCUGUAUGUUCAGAGUGGUCCUGCGUCCCAAGAUGCCACAUCAACCAGUCACACAAAAGAGGCCUUUUCAAAGAAACGCAAGGUCAUGGCCCGCUCCCUGUCGGAUUACACGGGUCCCCUUCAGUUCCAGGCCCCCAGACAGAAGGAUCCAGCCCCAAAGCAGGAGCUGGAGCUGCGGAGUUCCCAGGCAGAAGGGCCUGGUGCAGAACCUAGCAUGCUGGACACAAGAGUCUCCGUUGCCCAGCUCCGAAAUAUGUUUCUGGAAUCAGCCAGAGCCAGCAAGAAACCUGAACUCCAAUCCCGGGUUGAGAAGUCAGCUGAAGGAAUUGGCUUGCCCACUGAACGGGAGAGAGGGUCUCGGAAACCAAGACGCUAUCUUUCUCCUGGUGAAAGUAGAAAAACUUCUGAGAGAUUUAGAACUCAACCUAUAACCUCAGCAGAGCGAAAGGAGACAGAUAGGUACCCUUCCGGUUCAGAGAUGUCAAUGGUUGAGGAUGAGGAAAAAGUGGAUGAGCGGGCCAAACUGAGUGUCGCUGCCAAGAGGUUGCUUUUCCGGGAAAUGGAGAAAUCAUUUGAUGAACACAACGUCCCGAAGAGACGUUCCAGGAAUGCAGCCGUGGAGCAAAGGCUGCGUCGCCUGCAGGACCGUUCUCACACCCAGCCCAUCACCAAUGAGGAAGUGGUCAUCGCAGCCACGUUACAGGCGUCGGCUCACCAAAAGGCUUUAGCCAGGGGCCAGGCAAAUGAGGGCAGAGAGUCUGCCGAACCAGGCGAACCUGAUUCCUCCUCUCUGAGCUUAGCAGAGAAAUUGGCCUUGUUUAACAAAUUGUCCCAGCCAGUCUCCAAAGCCAUUUCCACCAGAAACAGAAUAGAUGUGCGGCAGAGAAGGAUGAACGCGAGGUAUCAGACUCAGCCAGUCACACUCGGAGAGGUGGAGCAGGUGCAGAGUGCGAAGCUCGUCCCUUUCUCCCCCACUGUGAGCACAUCUGUUUCUACCAUGGCCUCUGCAGUUGCUCCCACAUACGCAGGGGACCUUCGGACGAAGCCAUCUGUUGACGGCGGUGCAAGUACCACUGACUCCCAGUUUCCUUCUCCUGUGGAAAAUUCAGACUCUCCAGUUAGAGGCAUUCUGAAACCACAAGGCUGGCGGCCUCUGGCAGAGCACAGUGGGUGCAAAGGAAUGCUGGGGGAGUCUGGAGAGACAGAAAGCAAGAACACUCUGACUGGCGUAGACAGUGGCAUUCAGACACACAGAGCCUUCGAGGAGGAAGCGCAGCCCUCCUACCCCAUCCUUGGCAGAGUCAGAGAUGGUGAUGUCCAGAAGGAGGCUAAACAUGCCAUUCUAAGGAGGGGGAGCUUAGAGUUAGGUAAUCCUCCUGUCACCCACCUUGGUGAUGAGUUGAAGGAAUUUUCUGUUGCUAAAAUCAGUUUGCAAGAGAAUCUGGACCUGAAGGACAAGCAGACCUCCGAGGAGAAUGCAGAUGUGGGAAAUGCCACGAGAAAGUUCUCCCUCAAAGCAACAGAGUUUGGAGAACCUACUUCUGAACAAACAGAGCCGGCUACCUAUAUUCAGAAGACAACCCCACUGUCCUGGAAGCAGCAGGACUCCUCUGAGCAGCUAGCAGAGAAACUCUUCAAGAACCCCUGUGCCAUGUUUGCUGCUGGAGAGGUCAAAGUGCCAGUGGGAGAGACUCUUCUGGAUUCGCCCAGCAAAACUAUGUCAAUUAAAGAAAGGCUGGCGCUGUUGAAGAAGAGCGGUGAGGAAGACUGGAAGAACAGACUGAUCCGGAAGCAGGAAUACGGCAAAGCCACCAGCGGCCUGCACAUCCAGGAGGUGGAGCAGUCCCUGAAGAAGGAAGAAGGAGGAUUUACAGAUGAUAAUGCCAUUUCUAAUCUGCUUUGGCGGGUCACAGAAAGUCGAGAGAGCCAGAUGACGAUUGAGGAGCGGAAACACCUCAUCACUGUGCGAGAGGAAGCGUGGAAGAUGAAGGGCAGGGGAGCUGCCAAUGACUCCACCCAGUUCACCGUGGCAGGAAGAAUGGUGAAGAAAGGUCUGGCAUCACCCACAGCCAUAACCCCAGUCUCAUCCCCUCUCUGCAGCAAAUCAAGGGGCACCACCCCAGUUUCCAAACCCCUGGAAGAUAUUGAAGCCAGACCAGACAUGCAGCUGGAAUCGGACCUGAAGCUGGACAGGCUGGAGACUUUUCUAAGGAAGCUGAACAACAAAGUUGCCGGGAUGCAGGAGACGGUUCUCACGGUCACUGGGAAAUCUGUCAAGGAGGUGAUGAAGUUGGAUGAUGAUGAGACCUUUGCCAAAUUCUACCGCAGCGUGGAUCACAGUAUACCUCGAAGUCCUGUGGAUCUGGACGAGGACUUUGAUGUCAUUUUUGACCCGUAUGCCCCCAAGUUGACAUCUUCCGUGGCCGAGCAUAAGCGCUCGGUUAGGCCCAAGCGCCGAGUCCAAGCUUCCAAGAACCCUCUCAAAUUGCUGGCAGCAAGAGAUGAUCUCCUCCAGGAAUACACAGAGCAAAGACUCAAUGUUGCCUUCAUGGAGUCCAAGCGGAUGAAAGUGGAGAAGAUGUCGGCCAAUUCCAACUUCUCAGAAGUGACGCUGGCAGGCCUGGCCAGCAGGGAGAACUUCAGUAGCAUCAGCCUGCGGAGCGUCAACCUGAUGGAGCAGAACUCCAACAACAGCGCCGUGCCCUACAAGAAGCUCAUGCUGUUGCAGAUUAAAGGUAGAAGACAUGUUCAGACAAGGCUGGUGGAGCCUCGAGCCUCGUCACUCAACAGUGGGGACUGCUUCCUUCUGCUCUCUCCCCAGUACUGCUUCCUGUGGGUAGGAGAGUUUUCAAAUGUCAUCGAGAAGGCAAAGGCAUCUGAACUUGCAACAUUAAUUCAGACAAAAAGGGAGCUUGGGUGUAGAGCUACAUACAUCCAGACCAUUGAGGAAGGCAUUAACACACACACUCAUGCAGCCAAAGACUUCUGGAAGCUCCUGGGUGGCCAGACCAGUUACCAGUCUGCCGGAGACCCAAAGGAAGAUGAACUGUACGAGACAGCCAUCAUAGAGACGAACUGUGUCUACCGCCUGACAGACGACAAACUCGUCCCUGAUGAUGACUACUGGGGGAAGAUUCCCAAGUGCUCCCUUCUGCAGUCCAAAGAGGUCCUGGUGUUUGACUUUGGAAGUGAAGUUUACGUGUGGCAUGGGAAGGAAGUCACGUUAGCACAACGGAAAAUAGCAUUCCAGCUGGCCAAGCACUUGUGGAACGGAACCUUUGACUACGAGAACUGUGACAUCAACCCGCUGGACCCUGGCGAGUGCAACCCGCUCAUUCCCAGGAAAGGGCAAGGACGACCUGACUGGGCCAUAUUUGGGAGAGUUACGGAGCACAACGAAACUAUUCUGUUCAAAGAGAAAUUCCUUGACUGGACAGAACUGAAGAGACCCACAGAGAAGAAUUCCGGGGAAGUUGUCCAGCAGAAGGAUGAUCCUAGGGCUGACACCAAGCCCUAUGAUGUGACACGGAUGGUGGCAAUGCCCCAGAUGGCAGCCAGCACCAUCCUGGACGGGGUGAAUGUUGGCCGCGGCUAUGGCCUGGUGGAAGGAGAUGACAGGAGACAGAUUGAGAUUGCCACCGUCUCUGUAGAUGUGUGGCAUAUCCUGGAAUUCGACUACAGCCGGCUCCCCAGGCAGAGCAUCGGGCAGUUCCAUGAGGGGGAUGCCUAUGUGGUCAAGUGGAAGUACAUGGCAAGCACAGCAGUGGGAAGCCGACAGAAGGGCGAGCAUCCAGUGAGAGUGGCCGGCAAAGAGAAGUGUGUCUACUUCUUCUGGCAAGGCCGGCACUCGACCGUGAGUGAGAAGGGGACGUCAGCUCUGAUGACGGUGGAGCUGGAUGAAGAGAGGGGGGCCCAGGUCCAGGUUCUGCAGGGAAAGGAGCCCCCCUGUUUUCUUCAGUGUUUCCAGGGAGGUAUGGUGGUGCACUCUGGACGAAGGGAAGAGGAAGAAGAAAAUACACAAAGUGAUUGGAGACUGUACUGUGUGCGAGGAGAGGUGCCCAUGGAAGGGAACUUGCUAGAGGUGGCCUGUCACUGCAGCAGCCUGAGGUCCAGGACUUCCAUGGUUGUUCUGAACGUGAACAAGGCCCUCAUUUACCUGUGGCAUGGAUGCAAGGCUCAGGGCCACACGAAGGAGGUCGGAAGGACUGCUGCGAAUAAAAUCAAGGAACAAUGUCCCCUGGAAGCAGGAUUGCACAGCAGCAGCAACGUGACAAUUCACGAGUGUGACGAAGGAUCCGAGCCCCUGGGCUUCUGGGAUGCUUUGGGGAGGAGGGACCGGAAGGCCUACGACUGCAUGCUUCAAGAUCCUGGAAGUUUUAACUUCGCACCCCGACUGUUCAUCCUCAGCAGCUCCUCUGGAGACUUCUCGGCGACAGAGUUUGUGUACCCUGCGCGGGCGCCCUCUGCCGUCAGCUCCAUGCCUUUCCUGCAAGAGGAUCUGUACAGCGCGCCACAACCAGCACUCUUUCUUGUUGACAAUCACCACGAGGUGUACCUCUGGCAAGGCUGGUGGCCCGCCGAGAACAAGAUAACCGGCUCUGCCCGCAUUCGCUGGGCCUCAGACCGCAAGAGCGCCAUGGAGACGGUCCUGCAGUAUUGCCGAGGAAAGAAUCUCAAAAGGCCACCCCCCAAGUCUUACCUUAUCCAUGCUGGGCUGGAGCCCCUGACAUUCACCAACAUGUUCCCCAGCUGGGAACACAGAGAGGACAUCGCCGAGAUCACAGAAAUGGAUACUGAAGUUUCCAAUCAGAUCACCCUGGUGGAAGAUGUCUUAGCCAAGCUCUGUAAAACCAUCUACCCACUGGCGGAUCUGCUUGCCCGGCCACUCCCAGAGGGAGUAGACCCUCUAAAGCUUGAGAUUUACCUCACAGAUGAAGACUUCGAGUUUGCACUAGACAUGACCAGAGAUGAAUUCAACGCACUGCCCACCUGGAAGCAAGUGAACGUAAAGAAAGCGAAGGGCCUGUUCUGAGGGCGAAAUGACAGCUGUCACCAGGAGGCUGCUUCUGAUGCCACUAGGCCAGAAAAUGGAUAUAUUUUUGGACUGGUAUUUUUUUUCUGUCAAAGAGCAAAGUAUUUUCGAAUCAGAGUUUUUCCAAACCUGACCUUAUUAACGCUACAGCUUAUCCAGGAGUUGAGCAUUUUGUAAAUAUGUAGGAGGACUCUUGGGAUCAUUCUUUUCCAUGGUUCAGGUAAACUGAGAAACCCAUCUCUUCCAUUCACUCAGCCGAGUUCUGCCUCAGCGGCCCUACCCUCCUGCUUCAGCUCGGCAUUACCUUUUAUAAAGCAAUUCUCUUUAUAAAGUGUUAUUUUGAUAGUUUGUGGAUUCUAAAUAUAUAUAUAUUUAUAUAAACACCGUAUAAAUCAAAUAUGUAUUUAACAAAGCAAUAUGUAUUCAUUCACUUUCGAUUCUUUUCCUUUGGUGUAAAAACAAUAUUACAAGGUAGACAGAGUGGCUUCUGUUGAGUUAGGCCUGCCAGCAGUCUGUCAUUAGGUGUGUUGUCUGUCCCAUCGUCCCCCCACCCCCCAUCCCCCAUCCCCAGGAGUGCCUCCUUCAGCCUUAGGUCUGGUGUGUGCUGAGUUUUGCUUCCGGUGCUAAAGUGAACAAAGACUUACUUCCUGGUGUGGACUCUGAAGAAUCUAUGCGAACCAACCUUUAUACCUUAAUACCCCCCAGAAAUGUAUAGUGCCUUGUUUUAUGUACAGUUUAUAUACAGAAAAGUUUGCUCUGCUUUUUUUGAUUCUGGUUUGGAACAUUAUCUAUAGUUUUAUUCUCAAUAGUAGAAAUAAAACAUCUCAAUUUCUCAUACCCAUUGUAAACAUUACACAUGUCAUUUUGUGACACAGGACUCCAAAAUAAAAUUUCAGAAUAAUCGUAA
Messenger RNA from Alexandromys fortis (reed vole), 8197 nucleotides. RefSeq names its product supervillin (gene Svil). Lineage: Eukaryota; Metazoa; Chordata; Mammalia; Rodentia; Cricetidae. Gene Ontology annotation, cellular component: actin cytoskeleton; cytoplasm. The record is from RefSeq and is a predicted model, not a curated record. The transcript is spliced from 39 exons. The coding region runs from base 841 to 7290 and encodes 2149 amino acids. Gene Ontology annotation, molecular function: phosphatidylinositol-4,5-bisphosphate binding; actin filament binding. Gene Ontology annotation, biological process: cytoskeleton organization; actin filament severing; barbed-end actin filament capping.